Molecule: messenger RNA, 2977 nt
Organism: Pelmatolapia mariae (spotted tilapia)
Lineage: Eukaryota; Metazoa; Chordata; Actinopteri; Cichliformes; Cichlidae
Gene: hmox2b
Product: heme oxygenase 2b
Exons: 7
Coding region: 294-1223 (309 amino acids)
Biological process (GO): heme catabolic process; heme oxidation; response to oxidative stress
Molecular function (GO): heme oxygenase (decyclizing) activity; heme binding
Source: RefSeq, a predicted model, not a curated record
GUGAUCAUCGAAGGGGCGGAGUUAAACGUAGUUUCGCUCUGGACCUCCGCAGGAUGAUUUUGUAGCUGUAGGCAGCUUAUCACGGUGCAAAGAAGUAAAUCAGGUCAGAGGCUUAAAGCAGCUGGAUUUAAGUGGCAAAAGGCUUUAUUUCUUUGACCACCAUCAUCAUUAACUCAGGGACGACAGCCACUGUGAAGAGGUUAUUAGCUUCACUUGUUUCCUGAUUAACCUCUGUGUCAUCUUGGGGUUAAGUAGGUGUCAGGAAACAUCAUAUCACUAAGUCACUGGAGAAGAUGGAGACAGCAGGGAAUGUGUCCAAUGGUGCAGGGCCUGUGUAUGAGCAGAAAGAAAACACCCUCAGGCCAGAGGAUCUGUCUGAGAUGCUGGCAGCAGGGACCAAGCAGAUUCACGAAAAGGCUGAGAACACUCAGUUUGUGAAAGAUUUCCUCAGGGGUCGCAUCCGCAAAGAGCUCUUCAAGCUUGGUGCGGUGGCGCUUUACUACACUUACACGGCCCUGGAGGAGGAGAUUGAAAGAAACAAGGAUCACCCCCAUUUUGCUCCUCUUUAUUUUCCCGCUGAGCUGCAUCGCCACGAAGCUCUGGCCCGUGACCUCGAAUACUUUUACGGUCCAGAAUGGAAGAGCCAUGCAAGCUGCUCAAAGGCCACCCAACAAUAUGUGGACCGCAUCCAUCAAAUAGGGCAGGAGGACCCAGUGUUGCUGGUUGCACAUGCCUACACUCGCUACAUGGGGGACCUAUCUGGUGGGCAGGUGCUGAAGAAGGUGGCACAGAGAGCCUUGAAGCUGCCGCCCACAGGAGAGGGCUUAGAGUUCUACCAGUUCGAUGCCAUCCAUAGCGCCAAAGCAUUCAAGCAGCUGUAUCGAAGUCGGAUGAAUGAGCUGGAACUGGACAUGGAAACAAAGAAGAGACUGGUGGAUGAGGCUGUGAAGGCUUUUCUGUUCAAUAUUGAGGUGUUUGAGGAGUUAGAAGAGAUCGGCAAAACCAUCCAGGAGGAGGUUUUAGAUGCUGGCAUGCCCGUUCAUGGAGCAAUGGGUGGAGACAUCAGCAAAUGUCCCUACUACAAUGCCAAAAUGGCGGCAUCAGGUGGAACAGCAUACGUCCGUCAGCUGGCCAUGGCUGCUCUCAGACAUCCGACAGGACAGGUCCUAUUUGCUACUUGGUUUGCUGCCUUGGCUGGACUGGUUGCGUGGUAUCUGAUGUGAUCUGUCGCUCCGUCUGCCACUCUGCUGCUGUGUGAAAAGAGGACUGUAACAGGAAGGACAGUAAGGACACUGAGAUCUUUCCACGAGAUGUGGACCGUGUCAUAGCUUGUGGUCCAAGUUUAUUUAUUGUUACAUAUUGCAUAAUAAUGUAAGCUUACAAAAAUAUGGAACAGUUAAAUUCAUCAAAAUGAUCUAUAGGACCAAUAUAAUUCCAUCCAUCACGCUAGAUUUAUUCAUCUUUUAAAUUCUCUACCUCCUCCUGCACUAUCCCUCCAAUCUGUGUCCUUCCAGUUGCAUUUGGUCGUAUCUCAAGACCUCAUGUAGAUCUCCUAUUUUCUUACUGAAGUGACAUUUCGUCCCACAACUGUAUCUGGCUGUUUAGUAUUUAUUGCUUAAUAAUAAAUUGAACAUGGAGUGAGUUAAUUGUGUGAUUAGUAAAGUACGCUGUGCACUUUAGAUUUCUAUUGAAGCCUUUAGUAAGAAGAUUAUUUGGAAGUGUAAACUUUGACUCCUCGUAUAUAAUUAUCUUUAUUUCUGCACAGUAAUUCAGUUGCAAAGUUAAUGGAAAACCUAAAUUUCAUUAAUCCAUUAAGCUUCAGCUUCAAAUAUUUCCAAAAGGUUUGUUCUUUGAGACGGGUGAUAGCAGUUAAAAGCUUGAUUAAUAAUCAGUCUUCACAUACUAAUAAUAUAUACAGGACAUUUUAAUCUCUCCUGGUGCAUGUUCACUUGUAUAAUUUCUCUGUUUUCAGAAUUAUGUGACAGUGCAUCUUGUAUUUGUUCAAAAAAAACAAACAAACCUGCCUGUUGGUUUGAUUGCAGAGCUUAACUAUCCAAUAUGAAUAAUUCACUGGAAUAAUUCACUGUAAUAAUUCAGCUUUACCGGCAAACGGGAGCCUAUAUUAGGACAGAGGUGCGUGCGGCUGUUUUAAGAGGAAAAUUGUAUUUUUGUACUAAUGACGCUUCAUCCACAUUCUUUCAUGAGAUGAAUUUGUGUGAGAAUACCUUCAGCAGCUCAGCACUUAUGUAUCCAUUCGUUCUGGAUGCAUCAGUAUGCGUUGUGAAUGUACGAAGUGGGAUCAUCACAUAUAUUGAGUUUUAUUUUGUUUUUUUUUAAGCACAGAGAAGUGUGUACUGUAUGUAUUUUGUGGUUGAAGUAUAAUCUUUAUCCUAACACAGUAACGGUAUUUUUUAACUUAAAGCAGUUGAGGCACAGAGAACCAAAAAAACAACAACUUGCUGAUAACAAAGUUUAUCCAGCAUCACCUGUGUAGUGUAUUUGCACCACACAUUCAUUACAUAAGUGGAUGUGCAGUAUUUCUUUUUUAAAUAAUAGAUAGAUAUGGCAAGGAAAAUAAAGAUUUUUUUUUUUGAGUCUCAGGUUCAUGUUGAUGACAGAUGGCUUUAUGCAUCAUAUAUGGAGGACAAAUACAGGGAUAGGAUGAUACGCUCCUGUAGUUUCCAUGUAAUACCAUUUUAUAAUGCUAGUGUCAAAAUGAUUCAGUAGUUUUGGACCUAUUACCAUAGAUUAAACUUAAAGUGUGUGGAGUGAUUGCCUGAGUCAUGUGUAUUUCUAAUUUUCUUGCAUUUUCAUUGACUCUGCUCUUAAUCCUUAUCUGUAUCUAACUGGAGCUUUACUAGUAACUGGCUAGAGUAAUCUCUUUGUAUGAGAGUGGGGAAAAACUGUACGUUAUGCUUUCAGUAAUGAAAAAAGACGUUUUUCGUUUUCAUGAAGAAAUAAAACAAAUUCUUUUUGA